UCACUGUAUCCCACAAUGCAUUGCGUUCACUCGCUGGAUCAUGGACCAAAGCGACAAUGAUCUUCAAGGAAGUGAUGGCUCUGGGAGUUUGGGUGGCCCAGAUGUUCGCAGACGGAUUCCCAUCAAACUCAUAUCCAAGCAGCCCAUAAGGAGCAAACCUCAGCAGCGCACCCAGAGACCAAGCAGCAGACCAUGUAAAAGUGAGGCUGGAGAAGAUGACAAUUUUGGCUUCAAACAGGAGGACAGGUUCGAUUGUGGUGCUAAAGCUGGCGAUGUGUUUGCAAGUCAGAGGAGAUUUCCCCAGCCACUGUUCUGGGACUAUAAGUUAAAUUUAAUUGGUGAGAGGGAUGAAGUUCCAAUUCACUUCUGUGACAAAUGUGGCCUCCCUAUUCAGCUAUAUGGACGGAUGAUUCCCUGUAAACAUGUUUUUUGUUAUGACUGUGCUUUGCUUCAUGAGAAGAAAGGAGAGAAGAUGUGCCCAGGUCUCACCCUCUAUAACUGCACGGAUCCAGUUCAGCGCAUCGAGCAGUGCCAGCGUGGUUCCCUCUACAUGUGCAGUGUUGUGCCGGGAUGCAAGCGUACCUACUUGUCCCAGCGUGACCUCCAGGCCCACGUUAACCACCGCCACAUGAGAGCGGCCAAGUCUUCUACAGGCCGCCAGGAGCCUGUCCACCUGCCUCCUGCAUCUGAGGUUCCUGACCGGUUCCGUGUGCCUCCACCUCACUUACCCAAGAACCACGUUCACCUUCCUAACCCGCUCCAGCAUGGCAGUCACGACCCCUACAGUCAGCCACCGCCACCAUCCGCUCAUGAUGGCCCGCCCCCGACCUCUGGUCUGGGUCCUGAGACAUUCCGCAUUGCCACGGUCACGACUCGGAAACACAGUAAUCUCAUCACUGUUCCCAUCCAAGAUGACUCCUCGUCCUCUCGUGAGCCCCUCUCUGCUGGGCCAGGCCCCGGUCAGCCCCCGCACCACCACCCUGGGGACUAUCCUGGACAGCCGCCUGUAGUGUCACACUCUCACCACAUGAUGGCACCGCCACAGCAGCACUUCGGCCCCCCACCUCCCCCUCCUCCUCCCAUCAGCCACCCAAUGCAGCAUCCUCCCCAGGCUUCUGGGACACCACACCUGGUGUACAACCAGGCACCUCCUCCUCCCAUGUCCACAGCCCCUCCACCUAUCACCCCGCCACCAGGGCACAUCAUGGGCCAGAUGCCCCCGUAUAUGAACCACCCGCCCCCUGGACCUCCUCCACAACACAGCGGCCCCCCUGUUAACGCUCCCCCACCUCACCACUACAACCCUAACUCCAUGCAGCAGUUCCCUGAAGACCAGGGCACCCUUAGUCCCCCGUUCAGCCAGCCAGGAGGGCUCAGUCCUGGGAUGUGGCCUGCUCCAAGAGGGCCCCCACCUCCACGGAUGCAGGGUCCCCCUCCACAGGGCCAGAUGCCUGGGCCACACCACCCAGAUCAGGGCCGCUAUCGGCCUUAUUAUCAGUAAACUGCCAAAUGAAUGAAUAGGCAAGAGUCUGUAUCAUUCUGUUCCAUACUACUUGUCUGAAUAAUGUGAUAGUAAACCUCAGGGUUACAGGAUGUAGGACUUUGCUUUUGAUAAAACUGCCCCCAAGCAAAUGUGUAUGUGGUGCACAUUUAGUUAACUGUGCUGAACUCCCCAUUGAACUUACUUGGACAAGAGCAGGAAUGUCCCCUUUUUUAUUAGCUUAUGGUAAAUAUCUCUGUAUAUAUGUCAGUCUCACAUAUGUGUACAUGGAAAGACGUUAACUAUGUCUCAAUAAAUUUUUAACAGAA
Messenger RNA from Stegastes partitus (bicolor damselfish), 1809 nucleotides. RefSeq names its product Cbl proto-oncogene-like 1, E3 ubiquitin protein ligase (gene cbll1). Gene Ontology annotation, molecular function: ubiquitin protein ligase activity. The transcript has 6 exons. The coding region runs from base 41 to 1501 and encodes 486 amino acids. The record is from RefSeq and is a predicted model, not a curated record. Gene Ontology annotation, biological process: protein ubiquitination; regulation of cell adhesion. Lineage: Eukaryota; Metazoa; Chordata; Actinopteri; Pomacentridae.